Molecule: messenger RNA, 1691 nt
Organism: Callithrix jacchus (white-tufted-ear marmoset)
Lineage: Eukaryota; Metazoa; Chordata; Mammalia; Primates; Cebidae
Source: RefSeq, a predicted model, not a curated record
CGAGCGCCGUUGUCAGCUGCGCCGGAAGUUCCUAUCCGGGCCUGGCGGUAACCUUGGGGGCCUCCCGGGUGCCUCCGCGGCUGCCGUAGUGGGCUUUGCGAGUCUGAACCUCAGCGGCGCUAGGCUCCUUAGCUGCGGAGAGCCUCCGGGUUUGCGGUGGAGGACGCUGAGGCUCGCGGGGGGCAGGCACCCGGGCUCAGGGCCGCCCAGCCGACAUGUCGCUAGUGGCGGAAGCCUUCGUCUCCCAGAUUGCAGUAUUCUAAGGAUUUUCCAGCACUGAGGAAGGCACUGAGGAAUUGUUGAAGUUAUUGAACUGACCAUCACAUUUCAGAGAAUUUAAAAAGAUCGUAUUAGUCAUAUGAAUAAUCUUACACAGUUGUGCUUAUGACUUUGGAGAUAUGAAGCUGAUAUUGAAUGGGGCAUAUGGUAAAGCAGAACAGUGACAAAAUAGGUUGAUUAUCCCCAAUUUGGAAGUCUGAAAUCUGAAAAUGCUCCAAAAUCCAAAAUUUUUUGAGUGCCAACGUGAUGCUCAAAGGAAAUGCUCAUUGAAGUGUUUUGGAUUUUGGAUUUUUGGAUUAGGGUUGCUUAACUGCGGCAGAACCUUGGCCUGAAAAUGCUACAUUGUAUCAGCAAUUGAAAGGGGAGCAAAUUUUACUUUCUGACAAUGCAGCUUCUCUUGCUGUGCAGAGAGACAUCCUGGAGUGAUAUCCUGUGUUUGGGAGCAGAGAGGGAGAGGGAUCCUGUGUGAAUCUCAGUAUGCCUUUUUGCAAAUGUGUAAUUUGCCUAUCAAAGUAGUUUGUAGGGCAAAUGCAGAAUAUAUGUCUCCAUCUGGUAAAGUACCUUUUAUUCAUGUGGGAAAUCAAGUAGUAUCAGAACUUGGUCCAAUAGUCCAAUUUGUUAAAGCCAAGGGUCAUUCUCUUAGUGAUGGGCUGGAUGAAGUCCAAAAAGCAGAAAUGAAAGCUUACAUGGAAUUAGUCAACAAUAUGCUGUUGACUGCAGAGUUGUAUCUUCAGUGGUGUGAUGAAGCUACAGUAGGGGAGAUCACUCAUGCUAGGUAUGGAUCUCCUUACCCUUGGCCUCUGAAUCAUAUUUUGGCCUAUCAGAAACAGUGGGAGAUCAAACGUAAGAUGAAAGCUAUUGGAUGGGGAAAGAAGACUCUGGACCAGGUCUUAGAGGAUGUAGACCAGUGCUGUCAAGCUCUCUCUCAAAGACUGGGAACACAACCGUAUUUCUUCAAUAAGCAGCCUACUGAACUUGAUGCACUGGUAUUUGGCCAUCUGUACACCAUUCUUACCACACAAUUAACAAAUGAUGAACUUUCUGAAAAGGUGAAAAACUAUAGUAACCUCCUUGCUUUCUGUAGGAGAAUUGAACAGCACUAUUUUGAAGAUCGUGGUAAAGACAGACUGUCAUAGAGUUAUAUGUUAGUCUCAUUAAGUCUAAUUUUUGACAUAUGUUUUACUUGAAUGUUAUAUUAGAUAUUGGUAUCAGAAUUUUAAAACCAAAUUACUGUUUUUUGAAACCUCAAAACAAAUUAUACAAUUUAUCUUAUAUAUGUGCUUUAUAUUGUUACUUGUGUACACAUUAAAAUAAUUCUGAAUUAUUUCAUUUGAUAUAUUGUAUUCUAUGUCUUGAAAUUUUUGUUUCCUUGAAACAUGCAUGCAUAUAAAAAUAAAGCUUAAACAACUGUA